Molecule: messenger RNA, 2481 nt
Organism: Epithele typhae
Lineage: Eukaryota; Fungi; Basidiomycota; Agaricomycetes; Polyporales; Epitheliaceae
Product: heterokaryon incompatibility protein HET-C
Exons: 22
Coding region: 1-2481 (826 amino acids)
Source: RefSeq, a predicted model, not a curated record
AUGUCCUCCUCCGGCGGGUAUCUCCUGCUACUCGUCCUCUGCAUUAUCAUCUUCUGCGUCCCCAGUGAGGGCGUUUACGCUUUCGGCGCGGGCAACAUUCCGAGCUUCGCGUUCCUCGAGGGCAAGGCUUUCCGCCAUGGUGAUAUUGAAGAUUCGCUCGAAGAAGUCGCGAAGAAAGCCGGAGGUUUCGCGCUUGGAGCGUUGAUUGGAAAGGGCGGAUCUAAGUUUGGGGGGUUGGAUAUCAAACGCGUGUACUUCGGAAAUUGGCUCCGUGACUACAGUCAGGCCGUCGAUGUAGCUGGUUUGCAGAAGUUGCAGCUUCAAACGAUCAUCAACCUUUGCAUGGCCCUUGGUUUUUUGGCUCACGGGUACGCCACGAACGAGUUCGAGGUUACGGAAGAUCGUCUGGGUGUCUACCUUCCGACCGAGCACAUCGACAACCCUAAGGGAUAUCCCGACAAUGCACGGCAAUAUCAUCCGAAGUUGCGACCCCCUGUAGAUCAAAGGGAGUUGGAUAUUGACCCUCGCACAGGGAUGAAGAACUACAUCGGAAAUGAGAAUGGCGGAUGGGACACAUCAAAGGCACUCGUACGGCGCACUCUAGAAAGGUGCAUUCAGAUUGGCCGUCAAGCCCGUGCGGGAGGGAACAAGGUGGAUACCUACGAAUCGUACCGUCUCCUUGGCCAAGCACUUCAUACUCUCGAGGAUUACCCUGCGCACUCCAAUUUUUGCGAACUCUCGCUUGUGAUGUUCGGAUAUCACGACGUCUUCACUCAUGUUGGCGAUCAAGUCCGGAUACAAGCGCGUGACGGUCGGAUGGUCGCCCCCAUUGUAACGGCAGGUACCUUCGGUUCGAGUGACUUCAUCCACAGUCUUCUCGGGGAGGCGACCGAUCACCUCAGUCAAGCAUCUGUUACCGACCUCAACGCUGAACUGGAUAAGGCACGAGCCAAGUCGGGCUCGAAUACCCGUGGAGGCGAGACGCCGGGAAAUUCCCUUCGCUCAUUGCUGUCGGCGAUUCCUGGCGGCAACGAUAGCGAUUUGGAGCGCGAGAUGCAGAAUUGCGAGCGGAUUCGCGAUGGUCCGGCUCAGGGCGGGAAGCGGCCUGAAGACAUGACCCCACAAGAACUUCACGCCAGCCUCUGGCAAGUGCUCAAGUUUAGGGACUCCGUUGUCAAGAAGAUCGAGAAGACGAUCGAGAGGAUUCCCGGUCUGGGUCCGAUGAUCGAGAAGCUCAUGGAUUCCAUCUCGGUCUUCGUCUUCACCACGCUUGAGCCGAUCUUGAGGCCAAUUCUCAAGCAGGCUACGUCGGGCCUCUCUCAAGCAUCGGGAGAGGUGAUCAACUCGGCUGACCAGUUCGAGGUCUUCAACAAUCCUCAUUCUUCUGACCCCACCCACUCGUUCCUUAGCAAAGAUCACUUCAACCUAAUCCUGAACGAACCCGCGGGCCGCUUGGGGAAGAUCAUCCUGAUCCAUACUGCGAAUUCAGUAGUGAAGGCCUGGGAUGACACGUCGAUAAACAUCCACCAUGUCACCGAAGACAUUCUGCAGUGCCUCUUCCAUCCCAACUUUCAGGACAACAACAGUCAGAUCCAGCGUCAGAUGCUCGACUACAUGCGCACCUGGGUCGAAGGCCUCGGAAACCAGAAGCACGAGAUCCUUCGUCGUCUCUCAAAGGAUGGCGUGCGCAACCACAAGAACAUCCGCCUUGGCAGCACCGAGCACGGCCCAGGAGAGGGAACGCAAGCGCAACAAGGCGGAUUCAACGCCCAGCACAAGAUCCAGGGCUACACGAACCAGAUCCCCGGCGUCUCGCAGGCGACGUCCGCCUUCGGCCAGGCGCAGAACUUGCUCGGCAAGUUCAGCGGGCCCAACACCGGCUUCGGGAGGGACGCAGAGUUCCCGGGUGGCGGCUCUGGUCCAAGCGGGUACCCUGGCGCGAGCACGCCUUCUCAUAGCUCCCACUCCCACUCCGCGGGCCCGCCGCCGCCGACUUCGGGCGAGGCUGCCUCGUUCUUCAACCCUGGCGGUUCCUUCCCCGGCUCCGGCCCAUCAUCCUCUUACGCGCCUCCUCCUGGCCCUCAAUCCUCGUUCGCGCCCCCGAGUGGCCCGCCCCCGUCCCAGUCGUACUCAGGCUUCGCGCCGCCGCCCGGGCCCCCUCCAGGACCUCCGUCGGGCUACAACUCUGGCUACAACCCCGGGUACGCCCCGAGCUACUCGCCAUCGCCGCCCGUUGGCUUCCCGUCGGUCGACGUCCCUGGGAGCCACUACCCGGGGCAGUCCUCGUACCCUGGUGGCCCUCCUGCCGGCUUCGCGCCUCCGGGCGGUCCGACAGGUUUCGCACCUCCAGGGGGUCCCCUUGGCUUCCCCGAUCCCGACAUGCCUGGAGCGCAUGGGCAUCCGCACCAUGAGCAUCACCACCAGCACGGCCAUGGGCACCACCACCAGGGCCCGCCCGGGGGUGCGUUUGGCUGGCAGUGA